Chaetomium fimeti is the source of this 1596-nucleotide messenger RNA. RefSeq lists its product as uncharacterized. NCBI's taxonomy places the organism in Eukaryota, Fungi, Ascomycota, Sordariomycetes, Sordariales, Chaetomiaceae. The coding region runs from base 1 to 1596 and encodes 531 amino acids. The record is from RefSeq and is a predicted model, not a curated record. The transcript has 3 exons.
AUGCACGUCUACGUUGGAAAAGUCAACUGGUAUGACUACGCGAAAGACGAGUGUAUCACGAUCGUCUUCCCCGCCGGUUUCGCCGUCAACGACCCCGUCUGCGCCUAUUGGCAAUGGACUGUUGAUACCAACGGUAACAAGAAGAGCAACACUACACAGCUGGGCCUGAUCACCAGCGUGACCAAGACAGCCAUAGAAUAUGGCGUACGCUUCGCUUUCGAUUAUUACGCCUUCGAGGGCGUCGUAUCGGAAGGCCUCAACACCUUGUCCCUCACCAUGUCCAACCCGUCGGGUGACAAAAGCAAUGUCUCGCUCUCUAAGCGACAUGGCGAUGCUGUGCGCAUCCCUACGACUUCGGUCUUCACCGGAAAGCUUCACUGGUUCGAGUACAGCCAAGACGAGAUGGCAACGCUAGUGAUACCCGGCGACGUAGCCGAUGGAGAGCCCGUGAUCCUCAGUCAUCAGUGGACAAAGGACGGCGAGGGGAACCCCAAGGCCAACCAUACCGUGAGCGGUACUAUGACCGGUGUUCAACCCAAGUCGGACGGCACUGUGAGCGCGCAAUUCAACGAUGGAUACUAUACGUACAACUUUACGAUGAAUACAACUGGCACCAACCUUCUGCUCCGUAUGGCAAACCCGUCCAACGACCGGGACUCGAAUGCGCCUUACUCUCUGAAGCGGACUGACUUCAGGGACACGAACAAGAAAAAGGGAUUGAUCUUGCGUUUCGGGACUAGCACUGACAAUGGCAUCUUCACAGUGCAAGAGAUGCUUGUCGAGCGUCUGGGAUUUGCAGAGGCCAACGUCGAGAUGGUGUAUUUUGACGUCGAUCCAGCCACAGGACCGAAGAGAUGCACCCUAGGGCAGGACCCGCCCACGGCGACGAAUUUCAAAUCCAAGUUUGCGCAGCUUUGCAAAGACGCAAGGCCCGGCGAUGUACGGUUUUUGUAUGUCGACGCUCACGGCACGACAUUUCCCGACGAGGAAUCUGGAGAAUCAGAUGGUAUGGAUGAGGGUUGGAUUCUUGCCGAGAAUGAAGACGGUACUCGGAAGGAGGUGGUCAGUGAUGACUGGCUGGCUGAUGCCAUCCGAGAGAACCUCGAAAAAGGGGUCAACCUCACUAUCUUAACCUCGUCAUGCAUGGGUGGCGGGAUGCUUGACAAGCACAGCGCGACGCCGGGGGUCCUGCUUGCAGGUUGUCACGAGACGCAAUUCAACGUGAAGGCGCUCAAAGGCAGGGAUCCGUGGAUGGUUGGUAUCACGACGGUCAUCAAAAACAAUAUCCGUCGCAAGCGGGGCAUCCCAACUUACUCGGUUCUCUUCAACGAUGCGAAGAAGUUUAUAAAGGCACAGCUCGCCAACGGCCAGCUCGGCAAAAAGUAUCAGGGCCCAAGCCCCAACGAGUUGGAGCCGAUCCCAAGAGACGAGGCAGCGUUUACAAGCCACCAAGACCCGCAGCUGAUCUUCGACGCUGGAUAUAUCGACCCGAACGAAGAGAGGUUCCUCGUUCCGUUUGUGUUGCCGACGAGCGGGGAAGCUACGGGAGACGCGAGUAAAUACCCGCGGGACGAGUACCCACACGAUGAGCUUUGA